UGUGGGGAGGAAUUGCAAACAAAAGAAACCGCGAACGGAAUACACUCAGUUAACUUUCAAGAGAAGCGCUACUGACAUGGACUUGAAGCUGCUGUUUACCCUGUGCCUGUGUGCUCUGUGCUCUCUAGUGGAGGCUAAACUAAAGGAAGGAGAUUGUGAAGUGUGUAUUGGAUUCCUGACCAAGGUUGGCAAGAGCUUGCAGGAGCAGGGCAAGGACCCACUGGCCAUCGGGAAGAAAUCUCUGGAGGUUGAACUGAUUAAAGAAUGCAAGAAAGCCAAGGACAAAGACGAGAGAUUUUGCUACUACAUUGGAGCAUCAGACAUAGCUGCCACCAAACUCAUCAAUGAGGUCACAAAGCCAUUGUCCUAUGGUAUGCCACCUGAGAAGAUCUGUGAGAAGUUGAAGGGAAAAGAUGGAGAAAUUUGUGACUUGAAAUAUGACAAGGAGAUUGACUUCAAGAAUGUAGACCUGAAAAAGAUGCGAGUCAAACAGCUCAAGAAGAUCCUCAUUAAUUGGGGGGAGGACUGUCGAGGUUGUGCAGAGAAAACGGACUUUAUUAACAAGAUAGAGACUGUUAUGCAUCAACACGUUGAACUGUGAUGACUGUUGAUUACUAGGGUCCAUCUCUUUCGUGUAUGUAUGUAUGUUCAUAAAAUUUCAUUAUUAUCGACUGAGUUGUUGUUAAUCACUGGCAGUUAUUUUAACAUGACAAUUAAUUAUUAUCACUGACAA
Molecule: messenger RNA, 733 nt
Organism: Halichondria panicea
Lineage: Eukaryota; Metazoa; Porifera; Demospongiae; Suberitida; Halichondriidae
Product: mesencephalic astrocyte-derived neurotrophic factor-like
Exons: 4
Coding region: 77-601 (174 amino acids)
Source: RefSeq, a predicted model, not a curated record